Messenger RNA from Dioscorea cayenensis subsp. rotundata (Guinea yam), 3070 nucleotides. RefSeq lists its product as uncharacterized. The coding region runs from base 127 to 2433 and encodes 768 amino acids. Gene Ontology annotation, molecular function: protein binding; zinc ion binding. Lineage: Eukaryota; Viridiplantae; Streptophyta; Magnoliopsida; Dioscoreales; Dioscoreaceae. The record is from RefSeq and is a predicted model, not a curated record. The transcript has 5 exons.
UGUGCUAUCCAUCGCCAAGUACCAAAAAACCAAAGCUCCCUGCUUUGGAGCCGAGAGAGAGAGCGAAGCCGGAAAGACGACGGAUCGAGAGCCAGGAGUGGAGUUUUCCGGCGGUUGGCCGCCAUUAUGGAAGGUGGCAAAUUAAUAGCAAUUUGCCAGUUUGGUGGAGAGUUUGUCACAGAUGCCGAGGGAACUAUGUCCUACACCGGUGGUGAAGCUCAUGCAAUUCAAAUCAGCCAUGGGAUGCCAUUUAACAAUUUUAAGUCAGAAAUAGCUAAUAUGUUUAACAUUGACAGUAGCUGCAUGUCCAUCAGAUACUUUCUUCCCUACAACAAACGGACUCCCAUUACAAUAUCUAGUGACAAAGAUCUAGAACGUAUGAUUGAUUUUAAUUUGAGUUAUAUGACCACGGACAUAUAUGUCUCAGCCAAGGUUGAUAACAGGCCAACAAGGAGUGCUAUUGCAGACUCAGGUACAUCCAUGGUUGACACUGCUGCAGCUGAACACAAUGCUAGAAUAAAGCGGGUAGCAGCUUCAAAGAAGACUAGGAACAGGGUGACUAGAGCCAGCAAUCCCAUUGCUGAUAAUGUUAGAGCACCAGAGCCAGAUGCUGCUAAGUUGACUCCUGAGAGGGCUGUGUGCAACAUUGCUGACUCAGUUAAUCUGGCAACUGUAGAUGUUGUUGACCAUUGUGAACCACAGUUCUCAAAAACACCUUGGGAUAAUGCCAUCACUGAUGUUGGUCAAGAAUUUGAUAAUCCGAAAGCUUUUCGUGAUGAGUUGCGUAAAUAUGCUUAUGUGAAAGGUUUCAAGUACAAGUAUAUUAAGAAUGACAAUGCUCGGGUAACUGUGAAAUGCUCUGAAGAAAAUUGUUCCUGGAGGAUACAUGCCUCUGGUUCAACUCGUAAGCAGAGAUUCAUAAUCAAGAAAAUCAAUAAAAUGCAUACUUGUGAUGCCGGAAAUGUGAAAGCUGGGUAUGGGAGAAGAACAAAGCAAUGGUUGACGAGUAUUGUAAAGGAGACAUUACUGGGUAAUCCUGAUUCUAAGCCCAAGGAUAUUGCAAUAGACCUUUAUCAAGAUUUUGGGAUUAACUUGAGCUAUUCACAAGCAUGGCAUCUGAAAGAGUUUGCCCAGAAAGAUAUACACAAGUUGCAAGAAGAGUUGAGCAAUAGGCUGCCAUGGUUUUGCCAGCAGUUGGUGGAGACAAAUCCAGGGAGCAUUGCCCUGAUAUUGUCAUCAGCUAAUUCAAUGGUUCGCCGUCUCUUUGUCUCCUUUCAUGCCUUUCUUCAUGGUUUUAAGCAUGGUUGUCGUCCGCUCCUCUUUCUUGAUAGAAUACCCCUGAAAGCUAAUAACCAAUGGAAGUUACUAGUUGCAGCUGCUGUUGAUGGUAAUGAUGAAAUACUACCAGUAGCCUUUGGAUUGGUGGAGGCUGAAACUUGUGCGAGUUGGCAGUGGUUCCUUGAACAACUAAAAUGUGCACUGGAUUCAUGUGGAAAUCUGACAAUCAUAUCUAGUAGAAAAAUGGGUUUGGAUGAAUCUGUACCUCAGGUGUUUCAAGACUGUUUCCAUAGUUAUUCUCUGUCUCACCUCAUGGAAGAAUUUAAGACACAGAUAAACAAUGGAUCAUCGCCUGAGGAAAUGAAGGAUGCUAUGGUUGAAGCCUUCAAAGGUGCUGCCCAGACAUCUGUUCUUGAUUAUUUCACUACAUGCAUUGAAAAAAUAAGCACCAUCUCGAAAGAUGCUGGUGACUGGGUUAUAUCCACUAAGCCCAGUCACUGGUCUGAUGCCUUAUUCAAAGGUAUUCGGUAUGGUUAUUUCUCUUCAAAUAUUGCAGAGUUCUUUAGCACAUUUCUUGAGGUGAAAGAUGAGUCAUCAGUCGUGCAAAUAAUUGAUACAUUAAUGGUUAAGUUAAUCAUAUUAAUAGAUUCACGUCGCCAGGCAUGUAAUUCAUGGGAAGGCACAAUGACACCAUCCACAGAGAAGAAGUUGGAGAAAGAGAUGUAUAAAGUGCACACACUUAAUGUUGUGCGUUCUUCUGAUGCCAUGUUUGAGGUUCGUGGAAGUACAUCCGAAGUUGUUGACAUAGAAAGCUGGGAGUGCACGUGUAGGAAGUGGCAGAUAACACGUUUGCCUUGUGUUCAUGCUAUCGCAGUAAUCGAUCACAGUGGUAAAUCUGUUUAUGACUAUUGUUCCCAAUACUAUACCACUGCAUGCUACUCCAUGACAUAUUCAGCCUCAAUCAAUCGAGUACCAGAUAUCGAAAACAUAAUUUCCUCACAAGGUCCAACUUCCUAUCCUCCCCCCUCCAGUCGCCCGCCUGGCCGACCAAAGAGAAAGAGGAUUAGUCCUUACAAGACCAGCACAAGGCCACUGCAUUGCAGCAGAUGCAAACAACCAGGGCAUAACAAGGCGACGUGCAAUGCCCAGUUAUAGUUUGUUCUUUUGUGGACUUCAUGCCUGACUUAUCUUACAAUCUCCGCACUCAGCUAAUUCUUUCGGUCAUAUCACAAGUUUGUCUUUUUGAUAUUUCAAGGCUGUUUGAAGAUUUAAUCAAUGGAUCAAGUGGCCCUAGAACUGAAAGUCCAGCACUUGUCUCUUCUGCUUUUUAAGUAUGGUGGACACCAACAAUGGAGACCUUUAAAGUUUCUAAAGCUUGAUAUGGCCAAGAUCUGCUCAUUUUGUCCAUGAAUAUAGAUGCACAGAUUUAAUGCGGUGAAACCUAACAAGGUCUAUUCAUUGCAGAACUAAAAGGGUGGCGAGGGAGGAACAUCGAAUGCAAAAGCAGCUGACCAACCUGGCAAACUUAGCAAUUGCUGCAUUCAUUGAGGUGGCCCUUUUGUUAGGUUUGGUGGUUCUUAAUGAAACAAUAGCAAAGUCCUUGGUGAGUUUUGUCCUCUGUUAAGCCAUUCAUUAUUUAUGCUUUGCAUUUUACUCCCUUUGCAUCGUCGGUAAUGACAGAGUAAGCCUUAGUUUGUUUUGUUCUUUCUCAUUGUGCGUAUUUGUUCCGUCCAAAAACAGUAUCAUCUUUAUGUGCAGUUAAAAUCCAACUAUUUUAGUUUUUCUUUGUUUA